Molecule: messenger RNA, 672 nt
Organism: Dioscorea cayenensis subsp. rotundata (Guinea yam)
Lineage: Eukaryota; Viridiplantae; Streptophyta; Magnoliopsida; Dioscoreales; Dioscoreaceae
Exons: 3
Coding region: 1-672 (223 amino acids)
Source: RefSeq, a predicted model, not a curated record
AUGGAGCCUUAUAUAUUUCAAGCAUUGGUUGAUCGUCUAAGAGAAAAAUCUCUCCUCUGCAACUCAAAACGAACAACAGUCGAGGAGCAACUAGCAAUGUUCAUGUACACUCUAGCUCAUAAUGCUAGUAACCGUGAUGUGCAAGAGCGAUUUCAACAUUCUGCAAAAACGGUUAGUCGAUAUUUUAGUAAAGUACUUAAAGCUGUUAAUCGACUAGCUCGUGAAUAUAUAGAACCUCCAUCGACACUGACAUCACAGGUUAUUCAGAAUACCCGAAAAUUUUUCCCAUAUUUCAAGCUGGUUGGGAAGGUUCUGCUUCCGACGCUAGGAUUCUCCAACGUUCGAUUGAACAAGAAUCAUGUUGAACGCAUCAUCGGCAUUUUGAAGAUGAGGUUUCCAAUCCUUAAAGUAGCAACUUUCCACCCAAUAGACUCUCAAACUGAUAUAGUGGUUGCUGCUUGUAUGUUGCAUAACUUCAUCCAUAUACAUAAUGGUACAGAUGCUGUUGAGGAUUUCGAUAAUGAAGCCAACGAAACUAUUGUUCCUAAUGGAGAUGAGUCAUACGGAGAAGAUAUUGAUACCAUGAACUCUGAGCUAACUGCAGGUGCUCGUAAAAAAGAUGAAAUAGCAAUGCAAAUGUGGAAUGAUUAUUGUAGUUACCGCCGAGCCUAA